Leptonychotes weddellii (Weddell seal) is the source of this 871-nucleotide messenger RNA. The record is from RefSeq and is a predicted model, not a curated record. Lineage: Eukaryota; Metazoa; Chordata; Mammalia; Carnivora; Phocidae.
AUGGAUGUGAAUAAUAAUUUUGCUCUUUUAGCUUCUAAUACUAUCAUUCUCUCAUUUUCUUCCCUCUUCUUACACAGAAGAAUGAUGCUGGAUCUUCUGGGACCCUUUCCUCUCUUCCUGUUGCUGCUGGGAUCAUCGGGGCCAGGACUUGCCUCUGGUGCUUGGGCUCAACUCACUGGGUUUCAAAAGUUUAUAAUUAAGCAUAUAGGAGUAGCUCCUGUACAAUGCAACAAUGCAAUGCAUGCUGUCAAUAAUCUUAAUCGGAUCUGUAAGCCUCAAAACACCUUUCUGCAUGACUCCAUCCAGAACGUGUCUGAUACCUGUCUUUUGCCCAACAUACGCUGCAAGGCUAAUCGGCAUAACUGGAAUCGCCAGAAUAACUGCCACCAGAGUGCAAAUCCUAUUCGCAUGACUUACUGCAAUCUCACUGGAGGGACAUAUCCCGACUGCCGCUACAGUACCACUCCCCAGUACCAACGCUACACUGUUGCCUGUAACCCUCCUCAGCUGGGUGACCCUCACUAUCGUCUAGUUCCUGUACACUUAGACUAAGACUAAGGUUUCCAUUACAUUCCCUCUCACUUGGUGCAGUUUCUCUCAUGAUUUCUUCUGCCUUUUCUUUUUCUUUGUUGAUUUCCAUGGUUCCCAUCGAAGAAGAAGGGGAGUGGGAGAAUUAGAGUCCCCAAGAUGCCAGAGCAGAGUUGCGGACAAAAGUGAUCAGAUACUUUUCCGCUUUGGAGCUGUGUUUUGAAAGAAGGCAAAGGAAGAGGGCAAAAAAAGACCCAGGUCCCCUAUUUUUAAUCUUGGAGAUUCUGCUAAGCUUUAUUGCAUUGUGUUCACAGCAAUAAAAUCACUUUCUGUUGCAUUGUAA